GGUUCUCUGCGCAGGACUUCCGGUUAUCUUCCGCGGUCCUCGUGGGCUCGAUACUUUCAAUAAAAGUUAUCCCCCUCCAAUGCCGCCUAAGCGCCGCGCCCCUGCAAAAGCUUCUUCCGACGCACCCAAGAGGAAGAUGAUGACCAUUGUCGAAAAAGUUAAACUUUUAGAUAUGAUCGGAGAGGGCAUGAGUUGUGCAUCUGUGGCACGCCAAUAUGGCGUGAAUGAAUCCACGGUGCGGUACAUCAAGAAAGACGAAGAAAACAUCCGCAAAACUGCUUCGGUAACCUUCAACGAAGGAGCGAAACGCGUGGUAACGCAGCAUAAUAAGAGGAUUGUUAAAAUGGAAGCCGUAUUGGCUCUGUGGAUCGCCGAAUGCCGGAAAAAGACGGUGCGUCUGGACCCGAAUAUGAUCCGGGCAAAGGCCAAAGCUCUCUACGACCAGAUCUUGCCCGACGGCGACGAAAGAGAGACCGAAGAAGGUGCUGACCCACCGCAAGCCAGUACGAGCAACGGCAGGGGUGACUCCCCCCCUCGGGGGCGGAGCUUUUUGGCCAGCAAGGGUUGGUUCGAAAAAUUUCAAAAGAGAUACGGCCUGAAGAGCGUCGCUCUGUUUGACGACGCCUCGUCUGCUGACGACGACGCUGCUCGGCGUUACACGGAGGAAGAGUUUCCCAACCUCAUCAGUGAGGGGGGCUACCUGCCCGAGCAAGUUUUCAACAUGGAUAAAACGGGCCUGUUCUGGAAGAGGAUGCCGUCGCGGACGUUCCUCUUCAAGGACGAAGUCAAGAGGCCUGGCUUCAAGCCCCACAAGGACCGCGUGACUGUCAUCAUGUGCGGCAACGCUGCAGGUUUUAUGCUUACGCCGGGCCUCAUUUACAAAGCCAAAAACCCACGGGCAUUAAAAACCAAAAACAAGGCUCUGCUUCCCGUGUACUGGAUGCACAACCCCAAGGCCUGCAUGACCAAAGCGCUGACUCUGGAAUGGUUCUUCCGUUGCUUCGUUCCCCAGGUGAGGCUGUAUCUGGCCGAAAAGGGCCUUCCCUUUAAGGUCCUCCUCCUGAUGGACUGUGCGGGAGGCCACGCGACGGACCUGCAAUACGACGGGGUCCAGAUAGAGUUCCUGCCCCUGAACACCUCACCGCUAAUCCAGCCCAUGGAUCAAGGCGUCAUCCGUGCCUUUAAGGCGCUCUACACUUGCUACACGAUGGAGGGCCUCAUCACGGCAGUCGACGACGACGACGAAGAAUUCGCCUUGAACGAAUACUGGGGGAGUUACGACAUUGCCUCGUGUCUGUCUAAUAUCCAGCAGGCAUUAAAGGACAUGAAAAGUGAGACCGUCAGUUUUAGCUGGAAGAAAUUAUGGCCCAAAGCGGCGAACGACUGUCCGGGCUUUACCCCUGACGAAGUUCACCGCUCGGCGGUGGAAAAGACCCUGAGGCUGGCUCGCGUCAUGUGGAACGAAGGAUUCGUCGACAUGUCGGAAGAAGACGUCGGCGCCCUCGUCGACUGCCACUCGGACCCGCUGACAGACGGCGACCUCCUCGAGAUGACCAAGGCCGCGAGCGAGGAGGAAAACUCCGAGGACGACGAAGAGACUGAAAAGCGGGGCCUGACCGUGGAGAACCUGGAACAGUUGUGCGACAUGGCGAGGGAAAUGCAGCAGUUUGCGCAAGACGCCGACGACAAUACAGCGCGAGCUGCGGACUUUAGGAACCGCGUUGACGGGGUGACGUCCUUGUACAGGAGGAUUUUGGAACAGAAGAAACGACAAAGGCGGCAACUACGCAUCACCAUGUGUAUCUCACAGGAAACGCCUGGCACUUCGAAAUCUGCGGCGGAAUCGGGAACCAUAUCGGCAACCAACGUGUGGAUUGUGGAAAAACAGAGACGGCUGAGGAAAAAUAUUAACCCAAGGUCCGAUCUUUCGGUUAAGGAGGAACCCGUAGAAUCAAACGUUUUUGCAGUAAAGACUGAAGAAAUACCUCUGGCAACUUCAAUUAUUUCGUCCAAAGAGGAACCCGUCGAGGAACCCGUCGACUCAAAAGUGGCUUCGCUUCCCCCUAAUGAAAGAUAUUUGAUUUCAAGCGCGGCGCAAACAGAACCUGCACCGGACAAACCAAUAUUGUGCACCGGAUGUCUCAAGCUUAUGAACUUUGAUUCUCCAAACGAUUUUUGCAUCCACAAUGAAUCCACUUGAGUAUUAUUUUUCCCCCACAUAAGCAGUUUUUUUUCCCAUAAAUAUUUCACUCAAAACAGGCCUGCUUUAGAUCCUUUGCUGCGUCGACGACUCAGCUGAGGUCAACGUUUCCAGGAGGAUUCAGAAAUAUGUAAAUUUCAAACAAUUUCUCGAGCUUGACUAGUUUUAUCUACUGUCCAGAAGAGACCCCACCCCCCACCCCACAGUUGGCACAUAUAAAUGAAAAAACAAACUCAGAACUGUUGAAAUUGCAAUAUUUUUUCGUUUGGAAAUUACAGAUUGCGCAUGAAUAUUUGCAAUAAGUUAAUAAUAAAUGUGAAUAGUUUCAAAAUGUACUUGUAUUUAUUUGCAUGGUACCCAAGGGGAGGAACUUUAAAUGCUGAUUUAUGGCUUAUUAAAUGACAAGUUUGGGGGCAAAUGCAUCACUUAAAAUAACUCCAGCCCCUUUCAAAACACUCUCGGCACACUGAAACUAUGAUUAUUAUUUGAUGUAUGUAUUAUUCCAGCACUGUAACUGAAAUUAUUCAAUUAUUAUGGUUCUUAAGGUCACUUAGGUAAAAAUGUGAUAUUUUUACAUUAUCAUGAAAUAUUAAAGACCGAACAUACCGGUGACAGCAACAUUUUUUUUCUACCAUUUUUCAUGCUCGUAAUUUUCAAAUUCUUUGUACACAAAAGUCUAAAAAAUUGUUCAUAAAUUUGUCACAGCGCGCGCCCUUUGCCGAGAUAAUGCAGUUAAGAUGCACAUUUUACAGCGAAGCCUUUUACUGCACGCAGCCAAAUGCAAGCGCGUAAAAAAAAAAAAUAUAUAUAUAUAUAUAUAUAUAUAUAUAUAUGUUUUGGUACGUCGGAGCCGUCAAAAGAAAUCGGCAAAGGAGAAGUCCAAAGCGAUUUCUAUACAUUUGUGAACUAUGUUUCAGAGCAAUAAGCCUUUUGUGUACAAAAACAGUUCUUGAGUCUGUAAAUAAAAGCUAACGCGUGGAUUUACGGAAAAGAAAUCGGACUCGUGGAUUUUUCCGCGACUUAACGGCGUCCAAUAGGAAGCAGCGGACGGACCCGUCGG
Messenger RNA from Syngnathoides biaculeatus (alligator pipefish), 3260 nucleotides. RefSeq names its product tigger transposable element-derived protein 1-like. Lineage: Eukaryota; Metazoa; Chordata; Actinopteri; Syngnathiformes; Syngnathidae. The transcript has 6 exons. Bases 80 to 2200 code for a protein of 706 amino acids. Gene Ontology annotation, cellular component: nucleus. Gene Ontology annotation, molecular function: DNA binding. The record is from RefSeq and is a predicted model, not a curated record.